Molecule: messenger RNA, 4611 nt
Organism: Petromyzon marinus (sea lamprey)
Lineage: Eukaryota; Metazoa; Chordata; Hyperoartia; Petromyzontiformes; Petromyzontidae
Gene: GATD1
Product: glutamine amidotransferase class 1 domain containing 1
Cellular component (GO): cytoplasm
Molecular function (GO): glyoxalase III activity
Source: RefSeq, a predicted model, not a curated record
UCAUCAGUCGUGGCUCAUUGGGUUCAUACGGGCAUGUGUGUUUAUUAUUGGUGCUUGCGUUGUAUCAAAUAUUCCGUCUGAGAGCAAUUUUAGCGAUUUACAAAUAAUAUUCAGUUUUUUUUUUAUUUCAGCCAAAACCGCGCCAUUUUUUGUUUGAACCAAACUGCGGCCACGGCAAUUUUUCUUUCUGCGGUUCCGUUGAUUGGUCGAGAGCGCCCCCCCCCCAAUCCCCCCCACCCACGCGAUUGCGCCACGACCAAUCACGUGCAAGGACGGCGGCGUGUGCCUCUGCGAUCCCCUUCAACGUUGCGGCAAUGAGCUCCAAGCCGGCGUGCCUCUUCGCGCUCAGUUCUGCGGCUGAAGGUGUGUCUGCGCAGUCCUUUGUCCAGUCGUACACCCUGUGCAGCUCUGCGUUUACGCUGCAUAUUGCCACACCUGGGGGAAAGCUGCCAGAGUUUGUCCAUCAGGAUGAGGCUUCUCUUCGUUGGCUGCAGGACUUCUGCACAAAACCGCAAUCCACCCCACUCCGCCUGGAGUCCGUCGACGGUGCGAGGUACAAUGCCCUCUUCCUUCCCAGCAGCCUCGGCGCCUUGAGCGACCUGGCACACAGUGGAUACCUGGCUCAAAUCCUGCAGCAUUUUGUCGCUGAGAAAAAGCCCAUAUGUGCUGUGGGACACGGGGUCGCCGGGCUGUGCUGUGCACUCAAAGAGGACAGGGGCUGGGCGUUCCGUGGCUACAGCCUCACUGGGCCGUCGGUGUUUGAGCUGGUGAGGAAACCGGGUUUUGCUAACCUCCCUGUGAUUGUGGAGGACUUCUGCAAGGAAUCUGGAGCCACCUAUAGCGCCAGCGAAGUGGAUGCCGUGCACGUGGUGAUCGACCGACAUGUCAUCACGGGCCAGAACGAGCAGUCGACCGUCGCUGCUGCUCAAAACCUCGUUCUGCUGAGCAGCUCCAGAAAAUGACAUCGCUGGAGAAGAUUCACGUGAAUGACUAUUACCUCUUAUCACGAUUGUUGUGUACACGACUCGUCAUGUCGACAAGACGACAGGUCCCGGUCUAGAGUUCUAUUGUUGGGAUUCGGACCAACAAUAUGCUCAUUCAUUUGGGAUUGGCUUGGUUUUCCUUGCAUCCAUACCAAUAUGAAUCUCACUCUCUCUUUCCAUCUGGCAUCUCGCAUGUGAGUUACUUGUCAUUUUUUUCUGUUCGAGUGAUGCAGUGGAAAUUGUCACGGACAGCCAUGUGUGUGUAUUUCGGUCAUUGCAAUGGGAGAAAAUGUAAUGGGGAAGAAAUGUGAAUGCGUAAUUUGAAAUGUAGGUUCAAUUUAAGACUACAGCCAACUCUGGUGCAUGGUUAUCUUAACAUGUUUGAUAUUUACCUAUAUAGAUUGGGGGAUGAAGACGUAAAAUGUGUCUAAUGGUUUGUUUUACUUAAAAUGUAUUUUUUUACUUGUGUUUGUGGUCACGUGUGCAAUGAGCCACUGCCCCUCUAUGAGUUAGGAGCAACUUAUAAUUAAAUCAAUGUGCAUGAAGAUAUUUUAUUUAUUUUUCGCAAGCACUGUUCAUUCGUAACCCGCAAGUUUUUGGAACUCUUCCGCACCGCCUGUGAAAGUUUCCUGGCUUGGUUGGGAAGUUGGUGAAUUGUGGUCUGGGAUGUGGAGACCCCUUGGACAAAUUUCUUUGUUGUGAUAACUCUUUUUUGUGGCUUUUUUGUUUUGGUGCCAGUUCUAAAUUUGUUUAUUCAUUUUAGAUUUUGCUUAGUAGUAGGAUUUUCAUUUGCUUCGUAGUGGCUGUAGAAAGGAUUUGGUCCUGAUAUAUAAUUAAUGUACAGUGUUAUGGGAUGCUAUUAGCAUGAAUGGCACUCCAUAAAAUGAAAGUAUUAUUAAUCUACCCACGAAUUAUCGAGAAGUAACUUUUGAAUCUGCAUCCUUGGUUGUUGGGGUUGGAAUUGCACAUUGGGUUCAAUUAAAGUGCCAAAAAUGCAUCAGCAUUACAAACAGAUGUAACAACUUACAAACAAUAUUCAUAUUAAGAGCCUUGACUAACUUACGUGCCAAGUCAAGUGCUGAAUUAGCAGUAGAGUAAUUUCCAAACUUGCAUGAAGGAAAUGAUAUGCACUUCCUCCAGAGAAUUGCUACGCUGUGGCUGGUCUCCCAGUUCUGUUUUCAACAUCGCCGAGGGCUGGGCAGGUUUCCUGGCGGGUCAGGCUGUACGGAGGAGUCCCUCUGCAGCUGCGCGUUUCUGUCACGUGUCAUCUUUCCACUUAGAGACGAAAGACAAACUGUACAUCGUGGUCGUUUACAGCUCGAUUAGUUGAUUUCCGUGCGUUUGAGAAUGGCCCAUGGAAGUGGCUAUCACAGAGCUACCUCUGAGAUCCCUUCAAAUGAUAUUUGGCCCAUACAGCAGGAGGCAGCACUUUCCUAUCUGACCUGCCGCAUGAGAGCGACGUUCAUCGCAUGACAAGUCAAACUGAAUAUAUUCGCCCUGGAGAAAGCCUACAUGUACCUAUGCAGAAGGCUCAAUUUAGUUGCUGCUGAUAGGACAGCCUACGUUCUGUAUGACCUCUAGAGGAACCUCCACUGUCCGUGCAUCGAGGUGUAUUUACACGUGGUCUUGGUAUUAGCCAAUCACCUUGGAGGAACGUCACUGUUAACAGGCUCAGAACAUCGCACCCACUAGUGGCUCGUCUGGCUUUAGCCAAUGCACAAGAGCAGCCAUGUCAUGAGGUGACAGUGGCAAGGGAUGUUGGGGGGAGUGAUGUCGUGAGCUUGGGGGGUGCCAGAGUGGUGGGUAGGGGGGCCGGGCCUGCAGUUGGCAGCCUUGGUGGUGCAAAAUAGACUUCACCCCCACCCCCCCACAAAAUCCCUGUGGACACAGGUCGCAGUGGAUUAACUUGACAUAAGCGUGUGUAUAUCCCUGUGUGUGUCUAUACACACCCCUUUAUCAAUCAACUGCUGGAUGCAGGCCUUCCGACACCCGUUUGGUCAUGGAGGGUAUUGCUUGACCAUAUCUCACCUACCAUGCUGCUCAAGUGCAGUUUGGUGAAGGUGGUGUGCCCAAAACUGGUUGAGAUAUCGCUUGCUCAUCACUUUUGUUCGCAGUGGCUGGGAAUGAGAACUGCGUGCGGUCGCUGGGUUCGUAGCACAAUGCGCUCAUCGCUCGAUCAACAGAUGCUAUGUACUUGAUGUAUUGUGUUAAACCAGGGGUUCGGCAAACAAAAUAACAAGUCGUUUUCGACCAAAAUGCAAUAAUUCAAGAGCCGCAAUGUGGUGAAUACGAGACGGUGGUCCUUAACGAAUAACGCCACAGAGCGGUUCUUAAAGAGCCGCAGGUUGCCGAUCCCUGGGUUAAACGGUUGUGAUAGGCAGGAGCGAUUUGAAACCGUUUCAUUCGCUCGUUAACCCCAAGCUUCCGCGUGUCCUAUCCCCCCCUCAGCCGCAGCUCCUCCGCGCAGAUAAUGCCGAUGCGUUGGCCGCUCAACGUCUUAAGACGUCACCUUGGUCCCCAUCCUUAGCCCCACUUCCCCGUCCCCUCGUGCACCCAGCAUGUCACGAUGUCAUUUACCCCCCCCCCCUUGUAAUAUGGUGGUGCCAACCAUAACUGUGCAUUUUGACGGGGGGGGGGGGGGGGGGGGAUAUUGCUGUCUGAACAUGUGAUGCUCCCAUUGCCAGGGUAACAUUUCCCGUUGUAGGGACGAUGGUUUCGUUCUCAAUCGAGGCCACCAGCAGUUGCCCAACUCGGGGGAAGCUUGUAAGCAAAUAAGGGUGGAAUGAUUGUGGUGAAUAUAGCGGCCACUCGUUGCUGCAGGAUUCAUUUGAACACGUUGCGUGCAACAUACACAAAAUCAAUUUUGCGCGAAAAAAUAUUUGAUGAUGAGAUCGUGUAGUUAUUUAGCCAAUCGUAAUGUGCCAAUUGUCCCUUUUAUAGUGUGAGUGAUUGUAACUGUGCAAUGUACAGUUGAAGGUGAGAAGGAAUAACGUGGGUUUUUUUUUAUUGUGAAACGUUACGGUGGAUGAUUGUCUUAAGUGUUGAUGAUUUGUGUGAUGUGCACAAGUUUAUUUUUAGAUAAUUCUGUAUUAAUGCUAAACAUUGUAUACACUUUUAACACACCGUUGCAAAGCAAGUUAUUUUCUUGUUUUCAAAUUGUAACUUGUGGAGGAGAGUUUCUCAACUCUGUUCAUCGUGACUGCCCUACCCGCACCGUACAGCUUUCUGUGAUGACCGACCAUCUGGUGCUUGCAGUGUGCAUUGCCUUAAUUGGAUGGGAAUGGAACGUACGGCAAUUGACACGGGGACUGGAGUUCACAAACACUCGUCCGGAUUAUGCUAAUAUAAUACAUGAAUACAAGUAACUUUGUUUUGGCUAAGGCCAGUUGAGCUGUGAAGCUCUUAAUCUUAAUUAGUUACUUUUAACCAAGAGUGAAUUGCCCGUGGUGUAGUGUAUCAUGCAUGACAUAUGUAUAUGUACGUAGCCAAAUGUUCUCAUUGGAGGUGCGGGAACAGACAAGGCUGACUGCUGAUCGUCUCACCAUUAAAAACAGACGGCUUGUUCUCACUUUGAAUAGUAACAGUUUUAUUAAUCCUAUUCAAGCCAACACCUAGCAGAAAAAAAAAA